AUGACAUUACCAGUAACAACCAAAUCGCCAAAAUCUUCGUCAUCAAUUUUAUAUUCUAGUCAUAAUUCAGAAGUAUCAGCAAGUCAAGUGGCAAAUGCCAAUGCUCUCCUAACAACAGCUACACAUCCACUUUAUUACAAUCCACAAUUUUUACUUAAUAAUUUAAACGUUCAAUCAAUCAAUGUUCAAAGUCAAUUAUUAUCACAACUUUUAUUUGCAGGUGGAGCAACACUUCCAUUUACCAUUGAAGCUCAAAACAAUGCAACGUCUGUUGCUGCAGCACUACAAUUAUUGACGGGUAGUGGAUUGCUACAAAGUCUAUUUGUUACACUAGCAUAUGUAUUUCAGGCAGCAGUCUUGAAUUCUCCUCAACUCUUGCAAACACUCCAACAGCAACAACAAAAUAUACCAAAUACUGUCAUUUCUCAAGAUAAUAAUAAAGAAUCAUUUACAAUCAAGAGAAAUAACAGAUCAAAGAGUAUUUUGAGUGAAAAUCUACAUAAUGACAUCACACAAUCCGAAAAUGAUGAUGGUGAUAAUAGUGAAAAUGAAAAAGUGGAUGACGAUGAGCCAACAAUCGCUUCGACAUUGGCAGCCUUACCAAACAGAAACAAUCAAACAAUCGGAGCAAUAGUGGAUGGAAUUAAUUUAGAUGAAAUGAAAGAAUUUGCAAAGCAAUUCAAAUUACGUAGACUCGCAUUGGGAUUAACACAAACUCAAGUCGGUUUAGCCCUUAGUGCUCAACGAGGUCCUUCCUACUCUCAAUCAGCAAUUUGCAGAUUUGAAAAGCUUGAUAUUACACCAAAGAGCGCAACAAAAAUUAAACCUGUUCUCGAGCAAUGGAUGCACGAUGCAGAAGUCAAAUUUGGAGACAGGUUAAAAAAUGGUCCUACUAAUUUGCAUGAAUUAAUGACUGAUUUAAAUGCAAAAAAACGGAAACGACGAACAUCAUUUACUCCACAGGCACUGGAAAUUCUGAAUGAUGCAUUCGAAAUCAAUACGCAUCCAUCAGGUGUGGAAAUGACAUCGUUAAGUUUACGAUUAAAUCACGAUCGUGAAGUGAUUCGAGUAUGGUUUUGCAAUAAACGUCAAGCAUUAAAGAAUUCAACAAAAAAGUUAAAAGGAAAAGGUAAGCAUUUAACAUCGGAAGAAGACGAUGAUAAAAUUUCAAACCCAUCAUCAACAAUUUGCUCUCCGUCGUCGUCCUUAAUGUAUAAACAGCCACAGCCAGACAGUACAAACCAUUCUGACGACGAGAACGACUUUUUAUCAAAUGAUGAUGAUCAACAACAAUAA
This is a messenger RNA of Didymodactylos carnosus, 1296 nucleotides long. NCBI's taxonomy places the organism in Eukaryota, Metazoa, Rotifera, Eurotatoria, Philodinida, Philodinidae. The record is from the annotation of a GenBank genome assembly.